Platichthys flesus (European flounder) is the source of this 6512-nucleotide messenger RNA. It is a transcript of the gene larp4b, whose product is annotated as La ribonucleoprotein 4B. The record is from RefSeq and is a predicted model, not a curated record. Gene Ontology annotation, cellular component: cytoplasmic stress granule; cytosol. The transcript is spliced from 17 exons. Bases 825 to 3140 code for a protein of 771 amino acids. Gene Ontology annotation, molecular function: mRNA 3'-UTR binding. Gene Ontology annotation, biological process: positive regulation of translation. NCBI's taxonomy places the organism in Eukaryota, Metazoa, Chordata, Actinopteri, Pleuronectiformes, Pleuronectidae.
CGGCUUCUGUCCCCUUCAACCACUGAUGUUAUUAUGUUUUAAAACAGUCGAGUCCUUCAUUGUUUCUCUUUGUUUCAUUUGAAUUGUCCCUCUCCCCACUGUUUUGUUAUCACCAUCGUUGUGAAAGGUGCCUCAGAGUGAUUCAUCCCUACGGCGGUGACGAUCUUCGCGCUGCACUCGAAAGGGAAAGGAAACAGCUACUUCUCCAUUCCUGGCGUCGUCCGUCGCGCUAACGAGUGUCUGAACCUUCCCGGCGAGCAGCGGCUUCUCUCCGGCUUCACACAGGGAUCCUCGCCCGGCUCUUCGGACUCCCUCUCCCGCAGAGCACCGCUGUCCACCGCGAGCAUUUCGCUGUGAAAACCCCAGGCGCCAGAUUUAUCGAGCCCGACUGCACGAAGUUGAUAGGCAAGCUAGCUAGCUCGCCACCUAGCUACGUCUCAGCUAGCUUGCAGUGCUGGUCGGGGGGGGAGCAGCUUUUAUUCUUUCUUUUGUUUUGUUUUUUUUCUUUGUAAAGUCAUUGUUUGGGAGGGGGCGUCGCUUUUGCAUCGUCCUACGACCCGCCGUGGCUGUUCCACCCGGGAUUCUGACCUGUAUUUGCGGUGUGGCACAGAGCGGUAAGCCGGUUGGUUGACGCUAGCGUGCUUGAUUUAGCCUGCUAGCUAAUACCCUGCGUAUUUAGCCUGGAAGCCAGUUCAAGGCCUCAGCCCGGCGCCACCAGCAGCUGCCACCGCCGCCAAAGUGUUAGCGUCGCCCCGCUGUGAGAAGUGACAGCUUACUUGGUGACGCAGAGACUUCUCCCUGAGGAGCCAAGAAGCAGACGGCUCAUGACUUCUGACCAGGACACGAAAGUUGUAGCUGAACCACAGGUGCAGCAAGUGCAAGAGGCAAAAGAGAACUCCCAUUUGGAAUCCGCCAAGGUUUCAGACCUCAACCCCAAUGCGAAGGCAUGGGCCAACCACAUGUUUAGCCUGGACCCAAGCGGGAGUGCUGACACCACAACUGCUACCCUGCAGCCAUGGAAGGAAGGCUGCGAUAGUUUGGCUGACCCCGGCCCAGAAGGCUAUGAGGGCAGUGAAGACAAGGCUUACAAGGAGCCACUACUAACCGGCCCAGAUGAGCCUCCACCGGUUCCAGUGAUGCUGGCUGAGCCGGCCCCCGCGGCCACCGUCACCCUGGAGUGCGCCGAGCCAGCCUAUCCAGAAUACCCCGAGCCCGGACAGCCUGGGCACACAGCAGGCAGUGAUCCCCAGCCUGAGAAUCCCCAGGAGGGCUUGAGGGAGCACCUGAAGAAGACCCUGGAGUUCUGUCUUUCCCGGGAGAAUCUGGCCAGUGACAUGUACCUCAUCUCCCAGAUGGACAGCGACCAGUACGUGCCAAUCGUGACGGUGGCCAACCUGGACCAUGUCAAGAAGCUCAGCACCGAUGUCGAGCUGAUCGUCGACAUUUUACGAUCUCUGCCAUUGGUCCAGGUGGAUGAGAAGGGGGAGAAGGUGCGGCCCAAUCAGAACCGCUGCAUCGUGAUCCUCAGGGAGGUUCCAGAGACCACGCCCAUCGAGGAGGUCGAGGCUCUUUUUAAAGGAGACAACUUACCCAAGUUCAUCAACUGUGAAUUUGCCUACAACGACAACUGGUUCAUCACCUUUGAAUCAGAAGCGGACGCACAACAGGCAUAUCAGUAUCUGCGGGAGGAGGUGAAGACCUUCCAAGGGAAGCCGAUUAAGGCGAGGAUCAAGGCGAAGGCAAUCGCUAUCAACACAUUCAUGCCAAAGAACGGUUACCGGCCGGUGGAGGUGAACCCGUAUGCCCAGCAGCGCUACACGUCCUACUACAUCCCGCCGGUGUACAGCCCCCAGCAGCAGUUCCCUUUAUACAGCCUCAUCACGCCACAGGCCUGGUCGGCCACACACAGCUUCAUCGACCCCACGCUGGUCGCCCCAUUUCACAACAACCAGUUCCUCAACGGAUUUACGACAUCACACAGUUUCAAACCAGCGACGUCCCCCCUCACUGUCAGACACUACUCGCUCAGGAACAGGAAUCACAGUAAACCUCACUUGAGGCCGACCCUCCCGACAGCGGACCGCAGCACAGGGCUUCUGGACAGCCCGGCCCUCUUUCCCAGCUUCCCCAGCGAGAGGCUCAAUGGUGUGCGCAGCAGCCCGCCGACACGACUCCCCGCCAGCCAGCCCAGAACGAGGUUACCCUCCACCGCGGCCUUCCCCCGUAGGGACACCGUCGGCACAGGGCGAGUAACUGAGCCCACAUCCACAGACUACUCCCUGGGCAUCGGUCGAGGAAGGAAAAAUGUUUCUGCUUCUAGGAAAAAGAGGGAUGAAAAGUUUACAAGAGUGACGCCCCAGUCGCCACCGCCUCCUCCCAAACCCCCGUCUCCCAGCUUCGAGCUGGGCCUCUCCAGCUUCCCCCCCCUGCCCGGAGCAGCCGGCCAGCUCAAGACAGACGACGUGUUCGACAACCGACUGGCCAGCAGCGUGGUCGUCGGAACAGCCAAGGAACGGAAUGUAAGUGCGGAGUCCGCUCCUGGAGCAGCUCUCUCCCCAGCCGGCAUUAAAGAGCCACUUCGGUCCCCCACCUCCCCGAAGCCUACAAACUUCCAGCCCUCGCCGACCCCCCCGACCCCGGCCCUGACCCCCGCUGCCGGCCCACCGCACAGCCCUGCUCCCUCCCUCCCCGCAGCGGAGGUGAAGGUGGUGGAGGUGAAGCCAAAGGAGGUGCAGUCGUCCGUGGAGCGAGUUCCUGGCACUCCUUCCACUGCAAGCAAAUCAGUGCAAGUCAACGGCGCUGCCACAGAGCUGAGGAAGCCGUCCUACGCCGAGAUCUGCCAGCGGGUGAAGGACGGCCCGACAUUACAGCACCCACCGACCCCUAAGGAAGCCAAGCCACCCUGCGCUGUCCCUGCAGGCGAGGAGAGGAAGUGCCCGGACGCCUCGGCCAAUGCAGGCGACACCAAGUUCAGAGAGACACACCCUCCCUCCUCCAAAACCGGCUCUGCGGCCAUCACCCCGGGCAGACCCCCGAGGGAGGGCAGAAGGCCGGCCGGGCGGUGGGCCUCCCCGCCCCCACACCCAGGGAAAACCCCAAGCAAAGAUUCCCACCACACCCCGCCCAAGUCUCCGCAGUAGGAAGACUCCCUGCCCCUCCCAAGUCCGCCGACCCCCUCCCCACUAUGCUCCACUGAUGCGUUUAAAAAAAAAAAGAGGAAAUAUAAGUCAGGGCUACUCAAUACUUAUAUCCCAGAUCACCAGUCACAAGAGGACGCCUUCUUUUCUUGAUCAGGGCUUGCAGACAAAAAGCACUUUACUGUGCAUGUAGAGCACCGUUUCAUUCUUUUUACUCUAUUUAUUUGCUUCUUUUAUUUCACUUUUAUUUCUCCUUCUCUCUGUUUGCAUUGCGUAGUUGUGUCAGUCUGCAAGUUGGCACAGACGACACUGAAACGUAUUCAUUCUGUCCAGACGGCCUUGUGGAAUUAGAGUAGUCUGGUGUGUGUGAAGCAGCAGGGCAUUGUGGGAAGCCGCCCUCGUGGAUGAUGGGGAAAAAGUGCGCACAACAGACUCCACCUUGUUUGGCUCUCAAAGCGACGGGCCUGUUUGCACUUUGAGUGGCACUGCUGUGCAACGUGAUGUAGCUUAAUUAUGGGUCCUUAUUAGCAGACGUGUUUUUUAAUACAUAAUCACAUUCGUAUGCAACUUCACAUCUAAUUCUCAUCACAACAAGACUCUGGAUUCCUCGGUUUACAUCACCUCUGGGUUGUUUGUUCCAGAUCCAUUUACAGCGGAUGACUUUUCUUUUUCUCUCGUGGCGUUGUGUUUGCAGACUGUCGGUACAGUGACUGCUGUAAAGCGUCGCCUCAGCGGUUUCUUCCACUGAUCGUUGUGUCUGUACAGAAUCGCCUCCCUCUGCUUGUCUUUGCUCUUUGCUCACACUGCUGACCGGCUCAUUACGUCGCAGAGCUUGUUGAUGCGUUACCAGUGUCGGUUUUAGCGUCAGGCAGGAAGAGCGGUUUGGAUACCGCUAACAAACAUUUCGCUGAGGUGUGAAGAAAUUUAACAAGUCAGGGGAAGCUCAGUUUUCUUGGCAUUGCCCUUUUUGAGAAAAGGUUUCACAUCCUAUCGAAACCUGUGGAGUCUGACCAUCAGCAGGCACAUGUGAAAGACGCAGGUUUAGGGACAAACCUUGGUUUCAGUUCUCGUCUGAACCAGUUUGGAAAUGACCACUCGCUCUCAUCCGGACACUUGUCGGUGAGGAGCGUAGGGUCGAGUUUUUGGUACAGCGUGGUGACAGUGGCAUGUUUCUACUGGUUUCUCCGACUUAUGGUGCUAGGUGUCGACUCCUGGAAUCUGUUAGUACAACUCAUCUCAUACUAUCUAUAGAAAUACUUGAUUUGCAUCUGCAGAAAUUAAUUUGCACUGUUUUGUGUUUUCUCAAGGAAAAUGUAUUAGAUUUUCCUACCUGAGGCAAAAAAAAAGAAAAGGGAAUUGAUCCUGAACACCGAGGAAUACAACGAGAUGCAAAUCCAGUUUUCCAGGAGCAAAUGAUCUGAAGGACCCGGUAACUCGAUCUCUGAAGAAACAGCAGCUGAAGCCUUCUGGUGUUUCUCACUCUGCCUUGUGGAUUCCUGAACACACUGUGGUGCAGGACGCUCUGCAGCAUCGGUUCUGUCCAGCUGGUUUUAGUCCCGACGGCUCGUCACUGAAGUUAUUAGUUUUUUUUAGUUUUUUUUUAUGUUUCCCUGAAGGAUGUGUUGCUAGUGGAGGGGCACGAGUUGGUUUAGCUUUUCUGCCUCUGGUUUUAUGUCAGUGAGGAUUUUCAUUGCAAGGCUGCUUUGGUGAAAACUGAAAGUGAGACGAGAGGAUUUUUAGGAAAAAGUUAAAUGAAGAGUGGGGUCUUCUUGGGGGGGGGGGGGGGCUUAGUUUGAGAUGUUGGAGUGUGAAUUAUUUGCUCGUGGCUCAUGUUUAACAACGUAAUGAUUUUGGCCGACAGGAGUCAGGCGGGUUUACAGCAGGAACGUGAUGAGGGACAUCUGACCGUGUCCUGUAGGGUCCGUCUCUGGAGUGAUGAUGUGCAGCUUCUCCUUUCUCCUCAGUGUUGAGUCUAAACCACUCGGGUUGUUUUUUCCUUUUGUUCCCGUUUGUCUCAAGACACGUUCUCAUCAGUUUCUUCUCAUUUGAGUUUUUCACAUGUUGAUUUGUCCCGAGUUUAUAACGGUUUCUUGUAAACUAAAAAGAAAAAAGCAACAUUGGGAAAGUUUUACCGAAGCACACAGUCUCUUCUUGCUACGUGAGUCCUGUCUUCUCGAAUAAAUUGCAGCCGACAGAGGUUAAACUUAAAGCACAGAGUAAAGGAAAACAGCCUUUGACAUCCUCUUACUCACCAGGAGCCCGAGGUUCAGGAUGGAGAUGUAAACACCGUCCGCCGAGGUCGGGAUUGUGACGUGUGAGCUGGUGGAAGUGUUUCUGAGUAAAGUAGCAAGAUCACAGAUUCAGGCAGGGAAGUGGUUGAUUGGGUCGAAAUGGGUUACGUCCGUUUUCUGUAGCAGCCACUUUGGCAAAUCCCGGAUGUUUUACUGUCGUCUAAUAAUGUGAUCAGUGGGUAAAAUGAAAUAAAAGAAAUGAAAAAAAAGCCAACACAUAAAACCAAUUAAAAACAUUUGCUUUCUGGGACGUAUCAAGCUGGAAGAGAGAACCACUCCCUGCUCCUCAGUCGUGUGCUCGGGUUUAUCUUUCAAAGUUCUCCCUUCAGAUGCAAAAUCCUUACAAAACUAGAAAGGAAAUAAUAAAAAAAUAAUAAUAACCACUGUACUAUACACGGUAUCUUUAAACCUACGCGACGUGGGACCUCGUCUGUCUCGCCAAAGUCUUCCUGCAACAAUAAUGAUUCUGGGAAAUUCCACUAAGAAAAGCCGUGUGUAGAAGGGAAGCUUCAUGAAAGAGCCGUGCUCCCGCUCAUAGCUGCUUCUGAUUUGGACGCUAAAUCUUGAGUUUGCUAUAAUGAUUUUUGUUUGUCUGUUUUUGAAGGACUGAGAUGCACUUGGAUGGGUCAAUUAUUAUUUUUCCCUUUCUUUGUCUCAUUGGUGGAAAUGGUAAAAGACAUGAACAUUCACCAUAUCCACUUAUUUGUAAACCAGUGCUGUUUAUUCCAUGAGAAAUAUCAUUAAGUUUUUAUUUUUCUUUCUCAUUUCGUUUUUUUUUUUUUUGUAGGGAGAAGAAAAAGAAUAGAGAUGCGUCGAUGUCUCUAUCUUUACACAAAAUGUAAAAAAAAUAAAUCCAUCCAGUGUUUGAGAAACUUGAAUUUUAUUUAAACUUGAAAAAUGACUUUGCCUUAACUUUUAUACAAGAAAAGCAUAGAGUUUAUUUCUUUUCACAAAAAAAAUCCCCAAAUGUUAAAGUGUGACACGUGGAAAAUAUUUAGUCGUACUAGACGUCACAAGUCUUACACAGAGAGAGGGAGAGAGAGGGAGGGAGGGAGGUAGAGAGAGAGAGAGAGAGAGAGGGAGG